This is a messenger RNA of Peronospora matthiolae, 135 nucleotides long. The record is from the annotation of a GenBank genome assembly. Lineage: Eukaryota; Oomycota; Peronosporomycetes; Peronosporales; Peronosporaceae.
AUGCAGCGCCUGAAUACCAGUGGAAAAGUGGCUACAGGACAGCUAGACGAUGACCACAUCGGAAAAGGACAACAAGACCAAGACGAGAACCCGAACCCGACCCGCAAGGUCGAAACAAGAGCGUCUGCGAAAUGA